This is a messenger RNA of Aspergillus niger, 807 nucleotides long. RefSeq lists its product as uncharacterized. The transcript has a single exon. The record is from RefSeq and is a predicted model, not a curated record. The coding region runs from base 1 to 807 and encodes 268 amino acids. NCBI's taxonomy places the organism in Eukaryota, Fungi, Ascomycota, Eurotiomycetes, Eurotiales, Aspergillaceae.
AUGGCUGCCACGGUCGUGUCUUCCACAGAGCCAAUGCCAAAUAUGACGCCCGACUAUGAGGUCAGACUUUUGCUCAACCCGGCCAAAGUGCUUAGCUCCGAACAUGAGUUAACAGACAAUGUCCGAUCGGCUUUAAAUCUGGCCCCGACCGCCAUCAAACUGAAUGUGCAGUUUCUCGACACGUGCGCUAAAGAAAUAUAUACCGCCGGCUGGAGCGCUCGCAUUCGCAAGGCCGACAACGAGGACGACCUUGAGCUGACGUAUAAGAAGCGGUAUGCUGUUACGGAUGGCAACAUCGACUCCGCUCUCACUGCGACUAAGAAUGAUGGCUUCAAUGCAGGUGACACGAAGUACAAGGCUCAAAUCGAAUGGGGAUACGAAAGACAGAUACUCUCUAUCAGCCGCAAGAAAACUGUAGCUGAUGCUGUUGCUGGAAAUGACAAUAUGGAUCUGCCGGGCACAAGCGACUCGCGCCAAAUGUUAAUCGACGAAGCGCCGGACAAAUUCAAGAACUGGCGUCCCAACAAAUGGGGCACCAGCGUUUUAGCGAUGUCGCGGAUCUAUGGCCCGGUCUUCGUUAAGCGAUUUGUUGGCACAUGGGGCAGGAUCCCGCUUUACGUCGAGAUUUGGCCUCUUAUCAACUCCCAGCGCACAGGUAUUGAGUAUAUCGUCGAAGCUUCUUUUAAGACGGAGAACAUAAUGACGGCCUCGGAUGAGCGGAGCAACUUGAUCACCGACUUGCAGAGCAAGGGUUGGUUGCUCCUUAAGGAGUUACUAAAGACGCAGCUUAUUAUGGAGCGUUACUGA